GUGAAGUAAACAAAGGACAAUCAUCACACCACAAAGACCCUUCACUAGCAGAGUUCAUGGAAUGUACCGUAGCGGCGCCAUGCGGUGAUAUUUAUGUUUGUUCUUUUUAUGUGGUUACAUGACGGGUGGCAAGCGCCUCUAAAAUCUGUGGUCCCAAGGAUCCAAGCACUAUAUAUUUCGUGCUGGCAGCGUUUCUCUUCCUCCCAUCUCAUUCCAUCUCUCCAUAUACUCACAUCUACUUUGUACUGUGAAUCCUCAUGUCUAACAACAUCCGUAAACUCGAUCGUCGAGCAGUCUUCAAAAGUUUGGCUAAACGUCUGAGCACUCUAGACAAUUUUCUGUAUGCUACGGACGAAAUAAUGGGAUUUGAUCACUCGGAAGACUGCGAAUUGCAGUCCUACGGGGAAAAGAUCAUCGCUCUGACAGAGGUGGCGCGCCAGACUCUAAGAGAGAAAAUGGGUGUGUCCCUGCUCAUGAUUUGUCCAGAGGAACAUGUGCCUUACAAGGCGGCGUACUGCAAAUUGCUUAUCUGGAUCAGACGCCGCAGGUCCGCAUUCCCUACUGACAUAGACGACCGAAUCGAUUCGCUCUUGGAUAACAUAAACCACAAUAUGGUUGUACGUACCAGAGGAAUUGACCCUCGCGCCCAAUUGGGCAUCGAGGAAUUACUAAUCGUCAAGAAACCACGAGCCGCUUGUAACAGCACCGUCGAGACUGCAGCGCCUGUUACUACUGUCUCGUUGGCACACGAAUCGUGCACCGGCUCUUCAGAAAUGGGCGCCUACUUUUCCUCGAAGGCCGUAUGUUCGCGAAUUUCGAACGAAAGCCCAACGCUUUGAGGUUGGUGAUAUAUUAGUACUAGGAAGUAAUCGUCAUCAAGUUUGAUGGUCUUUACAAACGUUCUUACCAUGACCUAAUGGCCCGCGCAUUGUAGUUCAAAUCGCAACCUUCAUCUGUGCCUAGCUGUCAUGAAUAUGGAAUCUAUGUGCUCCGUAUUAUAUGUAGUGAAAGAA
Suillus plorans is the source of this 1013-nucleotide messenger RNA. RefSeq lists its product as uncharacterized. The record is from RefSeq and is a predicted model, not a curated record. NCBI's taxonomy places the organism in Eukaryota, Fungi, Basidiomycota, Agaricomycetes, Boletales, Suillaceae. The transcript is spliced from 4 exons. The coding region runs from base 258 to 839 and encodes 193 amino acids.